ACCGGACUUUUUGUUCUCUUGUUUUAGUUCACUAAUCAGUUUAUGUAUCUGAACAUUUAACACCGAGUUUUCUAGAAACUAACACCGUUUACUGCACCUCCUUGCUACACCACUAUCCUGCACGAAAAUUCCUGACCAGUGCGACACAUUCCUUCUAUCCUCUGUCGCGCUUAGUUACCACCUGUGCUACCAAACUUGCAAGACAACACUUCAACGAUGGACGCCUGAGCCCAAGAGGCUAUGCGCCCUUAAACAACAACAACAACAACAAGGCUUGAUGUGCUGAACCAAUAAGUAGAAAAGCUGCGGCCAUGGUACCGUACUGUCUCUUGCAUUGGAAGAGAUGUGUUUUGACAAGCUUUAAUGGAAGACAAAGAUUAGGAAAAAGGCUCUUUAAUUCUGUGAAGCAAGGAAAUGAACAAGUUGCACGUUCUUCCAAAGUGCAAUGCAGUAAUGCACUACACCAUGAAAAGAGCUAUCAGGCAGAUCAAGGCUCCCUCGUUCUUCAUGGCAACUGGUCUAAGGAAACCAGGGCUACCGUGCUGCAAGAUAUGCUGGUUUUUAACGAUUUCAUCACUGAGUCUGAAGAGGAAUGUAUCAUGGGAGAAAUUGGCCCAUAUUUGAAGAGGAUGAGGUAUGAGUUUGACCAUUGGGAUGAUGCGAUCCAUGGCUUCCGCGAGACGGAGCGGCCGCAGUGGAACCCGGAGAACGCGCGCGUGCUCGACCGCGUGCGCCGGCUGGCCUUCCCGGUCGGCACGGCCCAGUUGCGCCACGUGCACGUGCUCGACCUGGCCGGUGACGGCGUCAUCAAGCCGCACGUGGACAGCCGCCGGUUCUGCGGCAGCGUGAUCGCCGGUCUGAGCCUCCUCUCGGACGCCGUGAUGCGGCUGGUCAGCUGCGCCGAGCCCGAACGCCGGCUGGACGCCCUGCUGGGGCGGCGCUCGCUUUACGUCAUGAGGAACUCGGCCCGCUACGACUACACGCACGAGAUCCUGAGCGCGUCGCUGUCGACGUUCGCCGAACGGCGGGUGCCGCGCGGCCGGCGGGUGUCCGUCAUCUGCCGAAACGAGCCGACGGCCGCCGACGACGACGGCGACGGCCCGGCGCCCGGCGGACCGGCGGCCAGCUGAUGGCAGAUCGGCCGGCCAGGAGCGGGUGGCGGUGUAGAGUCCGGUGGCAAACACUGAUAUGAUGCAGCCACAUGUGAUGUCACGGAUCAAAUGGCAUGUGUCAAUGAGACAUUGGGCAUUGGUUCAUGACUUUAUCAUGUCAUUAUGGCAUGCCGAUGUUAAAUAUAUGACAUACGUUGUGACAUGCUGUAUGCUGUGCCACAACAGGGCUGUCUUUUGGCCUUCGUGGUCGUUAGCGUGUGGCGAGGGUACUUGUGACGUCACGGUUAGCAGCUGCCUCGGGCCAGCGUUUGCCGGUGAAGAACGGACCUCUGUUGUUACGGUGAACCCAUGUGAUACGAGCUGUGCUCGCCAGUGUGUGAAGUUGCGGCGGAUGUGAGCAAAUAGAGUGUGGUUUGUGUCAA
Messenger RNA from Pollicipes pollicipes, 1534 nucleotides. RefSeq names its product alpha-ketoglutarate-dependent dioxygenase alkB homolog 7, mitochondrial. Gene Ontology annotation, biological process: fatty acid metabolic process; DNA damage response. Gene Ontology annotation, cellular component: mitochondrial matrix. The transcript is spliced from 5 exons. Bases 312 to 1130 code for a protein of 272 amino acids. NCBI's taxonomy places the organism in Eukaryota, Metazoa, Arthropoda, Thecostraca, Pollicipedomorpha, Pollicipedidae. The record is from RefSeq and is a predicted model, not a curated record.